Strigops habroptila (Kakapo) is the source of this 8082-nucleotide messenger RNA. It is a transcript of the gene DENND6A, whose product is annotated as DENN domain containing 6A. Gene Ontology annotation, cellular component: recycling endosome. The coding region runs from base 4706 to 6346 and encodes 546 amino acids. Gene Ontology annotation, molecular function: guanyl-nucleotide exchange factor activity. NCBI's taxonomy places the organism in Eukaryota, Metazoa, Chordata, Aves, Psittaciformes, Psittacidae. The record is from RefSeq and is a predicted model, not a curated record. The transcript is spliced from 20 exons.
UAGGAUUGUGUGUCCAUAGUUUUCAAUUCCCCUGACAGGAGGAAAAAAAAGCAAACCAAAAAUACCUGGCACACCAUUUCAUGGCUUUCAUCAGCUUGUUUAUGAUAUUAUGCUAUUGUAACAAAUAUAUUCCUAAUUUACUAAUAUUUUAAAAUGGAAAUUCAGUAAGGUUAUUGCUGAGAGCACACAAGGUGCCAUAAGUAGUCAAAAGAUAGAAGGAAAGGUCUAAAAAGAGGAUGUGGAAAAAGCAUCAAUUUAACUCUAUCGGGAGUUGGAUUUGAGGGAAAGACUUGCAAAAGUAAAAAUAAUUGAGCAUAUUUUGGACUUGCAAAGGAACAAAGGGUACUGCAGGUGUUGAGAUGAAAAUAAUGGUUUUGAGAGUGUUUUUUAUAUUAUUUUUGUGCAUGUCCAAUGGAAAAGGGAGUCUGAAAGUCAUAAGAUGAAGAACAAUUACCAUCUUUAAGGCCUAAGAGAAUCAAGUAAAACAGAUAAAUUGAGUAGUGAUAUCUUUUUCUGACGUUCUCUGUGUUUAUAAUUUUUAGAUGUCAAGAUUCAAAUACAUUUCAUAAUGUGUUGUCUGCACAGUAUCUUUCUGAAGUCUUUCUGCAGCCAGUAGAAUGAACUAAUACUCUAAAGUGUCUGUGUCCUUUAAACUGUAAGCCACUGCCAUAUUACAGUAUCCUGAACCCUUCUCCAUCCCCUGGAGAAAUCCCACUUUGACAGCCUCUGGGGGGAAGUGAUGGUAUGUGCCAGCUGCCUUUCUAAUACUAUUCGGCGCUGCCAAGUGGCUCGUGUAACAACAGCACUACCUACUUUUCAGCGAGGUCAUUAAUUUGAGCCUUCCUUUUCUGCAUGAGUGCCACCUUUCCGAGAAGGUGUAUGGGUUUAGUUCUCUCUAACUUUGUUACUCCUAUUUCAAAUUUCCUCAUGAGUUCAAAAGUUAUCAGGGAUGGACUCAUAGGCUAAGUUAAAAAUACAGAAAAUGGUUGCAUUCUGAAAUGAGGAUACAGUUCUUGUAUGGGUGUUUCAUGAGGUAUUUGGUGCUUACCAGAGAGUACCCAUCCUAGAACUGUGGAGAGCAACUGUGGAGGAUGUAGAGUUCAGUGUAACGUGCUGUACUGUGCUCAGCAGGAGUAAGGAGGAGGUGCGAGCUCAUGCUUCAUUUCUGCAAAGUGCUGUUUGCCACACAACCAAAGGAGGCAGUGAGCUUUGGCAGCCAUGUUAGGUAAGGGCAGCAAGAUGCCACUGAGGUGGCCAUCCUUCUUCCGGGCGGGAAGUCCGUAAGGUUUUUAUGAUAGCCAUGAUAGCUGAGGGCAGAAACAGCCCUCUCUAUAGCCAUCUUGGAUAAGGGAAAUGGAAGGGAGGUGACUGUCACGUUUGUCCCCUAAAGAGCUGGUAUCUAUUUCAGAGUGGUGAAAUGCAGCAGAGAUAGUUUAUGUGAAUACCUGCUAAACAUCUAGAUUUGGGUUGAGUGUGUCAAAGUGAAGGACAGAUUCUUUGUCUUAAUGACUUAAGGAAAAAAUCAUGUAUUUUGCUGAAGGAAGCCCAGAAGCCUGUUAUGGAUUGCAAGUUAACUGUAAAUGACUAGAGAAGAAAAACAGCGUCAUUACAGGCAACUCGGUGCCAAAUUUCUGAGUAUUGUACAAUGAUGACCUAAAAGGCUACCAGAAUAUUAAUAUACCUCAGAUUAAGAUUGUCAGUGGAGAGGUGUAGUGAACCAGUUGCUUAGUGGGAGAUGCUGACUCGAGAGGUUGUUGCAUUUGGAAUGAAUGAGGCAUGCUGUAUAGCAAAAGUUCAGUUGCUAGUAUAAAAAUUAAGAUGCAAACUGAUAAGGAAAACAGGUAAGGAAUGAACAGGUAAGGAGAAAGUUGGUGCUGCAGUUUUCUACUGAGUUUUCAUCCCUGAAACUCAUUCAUCAGUAAUUUACUAAGUAAGUUUUGCAUUGGUUUUCCAUAAUACAACAAAUUGUAUGUAUAAUUGCACAUUUUUAAGCCACACCAAAUUUUAAAAUAUGACAAUCUAUUAAAGGCAUUUACUGCUACAUAGAGCAAUGUGGAAACAUAUAGCAAAGUUUGAACUGUUAUUUACACCCUAAUGUAUCCUUUGCAAAACAAACUUGUCUUGGAAAUACCUUUUGAAACAUUCAGAAUCAAGCGGAACUGUCAAAAAGUAAGGAACCAUUUCAGAGCAAUAGGUUUCUUUUCCUACACCUAUAGAUGUGUCAAUUUGAGUGUUAACACUAUAAAAAAGCAGCUCACAGCAAUGACUUUGUGUCCACUCAAGGGCUGGGGGGAGGACUGGCUGCCCCACGUGUCGGACUAGCUCAGACCAGUUUAUUGAUCGUCAUCAUUUAUUAUCACCAUUUGGUGAUCUAUAUUUGUGUUUGAAACGCAGUGACUGAAAAUGGAAUCACCUGUUUCUUAAGUAGGAAAAAUGGUCUCACAAAGUAAGUUAAACAAGGAGUGGCAAGAUGAUUGUGACAUUGUGAUGAUUCUACAAUGUGUUGAAAUAUUUGGGUCGCAAUUCUUGAUAAAAUUCACGCUAUUCUGUGCCUGCAUGGUAGUGCUGGGCAGUCACAGGAGUAAAUGAUGUAGCUGCAGUGUAUGUCAAGACAGCAACAAUUCCACUUGAAUUUUUGGAUACCUGUUUGGUUUAGGAGCUGCUGAAUACAUACACAUGCUACAAAUGGUUUCUCAAGCAGCGUGUUUCUGUCCAUGUUGGUGUAUCACAAGAAGUAAAUGGACCAAGACUGUGUCCUCAGAAUUGCUGGAAAAUAACAUCAGGUAUUCGGUAAUAGAUUAUUUGCUGGUUUAAUGAUAGCAUUGGAAAAGAGCCAAAUUACCCUGGAUUAAUAAAGACAAAUAACAUGAAGACUGUAAUACACCGAAGAACUGAUUUCCACUUCAGGUUUAACUAUGAACUUUGUUACACAGUGUUUGAACCAGUGCAUGUUAAUCACUUCAUAAAAGAUUCCGUGCAGAUACAGCCAUUGGUAUGUAUGUGCCUGACCACUCCAAUGGCAAUGAUCACUGAUUAUAAACUCACCAACCCCCUCCUUAAAACUCAUCAGGACUUUACUCCUCACUACUCUUGUUGGAAAACUUCAUUCAAAACCUUAUUACUCCAGUGACUAGAAAAAUUAUUUUAAUUAUCAGCUGAUUUAUUGAAGGGUGAUUAUGCUUUUUUAAUUGUAGCACUAUCCUUGCUCUUUAGUUUCAGGCUUAUUUUCUGUUCCUGAUCUUUUAACUCUGACUAUGUAAAGAACAAUUGCAUUAUCUUUCAGCAUUAAAGAAUAAGCAAUUCAGCUGUUUUGAUCAUCUCUUGUUAGUAGAUUCUCCAUUUAUCUCAUUUUCCUUCAGACCCUUCCCUGCUCCUAUUUCUAGUUUGCUUUAAGCUUAUUAAAAGAGAUUUGUACCCAGUAUACAAAUGAGUAUCUUAUGAGUGACAUAACAAACUAUUAUAUUAAUGUAAUAUACAUAGUGAGCAUAUGUUGAACAUGCUAUUUAAUUUACAUUACAUUAAAUACAUACUUAUGUUUAUGCAAUUAUAAAAAAUAUAGGUAUACUCUAUAUAUCCUAUCUAUAUAUAUCAUUGUAUAGUAUGUUGAGAAUAUAUUUAUAUGGUAUAUAAAUAAGUAUAAUGUAACUUGCAUACUAUUAAUGCAGUAUUAUGCUAAUGUAUAACUAAUUUUGCAUGCAAUGUUUCUUCAUUUCUGGUGAAAUCAGGUGAGUUGUGUAUCUGGCAUUUUCACUGCUUUAUCAUUUUAGUAGAACAUGUAACCAGCUCUUAGUUGCUUUUCUAUUCGUACAAAGUUGACUUUUUGAAAUGUUUGAUGUUUUCUGUAGCUAUUUGAAAAAUAAGAAGUUUUAAAAGUAAGUAUGACAUUUCUGGGUUUUGUUUGUUUGCUUUAAAUAAAGUUAGUUAUUAGACCAGAUCUGAUGUUCAAAUACAAAUGAAGUACUGCUUUAAACUGAAAUCUCAAGGUGGGGGGUGGAGAAGGGAGGGUGAGAUGGGCAGAUGUUUAUCCAGUUCUUUGGUGUUCCUCAAUGAAUGUGAGCAGCCUGCACACACUUCUGUUGGCCCUCCCUACCAAAGCCGAUGGACACUGGCCAACAGCAGCCAGCACAGCAUUUGUUGCUACCUGAUAGAGGACAUCCUGCUGAGAGAGGCAGAUGGAGCAGUAGAGAUAACAGCUGUCGGAGAAAGAUAGAGGGUGAAAGAAAGCAAGAUGGGUUCAAAUGCUGAACAGUUUCGGAUCUUUAGAAUCCAGCUGCCCCACAGAGGCCUAUACUCAUUUUUAUUCCAGCAAUGGACAUCACAGCGUCACAGGGCAUGCUUUUUCUGGAAAAUGCUCUUGUCCAAACCCUGAUGAAUAUUUCUAUGAACAGACUGCUGGUUUUUUGCAAAAUCGGAGUUCAUAGAGCCUUGUACGGGCAAAUUCCAUAUGCAGUGCCCUACUAUUUCAUGAGACUCUUAACCAUCUGUAGCACAGCAUACUCAGGUAAUAGAUUCCUAACUUUGAAGUUUGUAUUUUGUCCUGCACUGAUGUGCUCCUGGAAGGAGAAAGCAGUCUCCAUUGUUCUAAACAUUGCAAUACCUAAAAUACAUGCAUAAUUUUUUUACUCUUUUCUUAAGCAGCUGACAUCCUUUCUCAACUGAAGAUCAUCGUAUUGUACCAAAACAAAGAUGUAUUUGGAAUGGCUAGAUGAAAAUCCUCCUGAACGGAUGUUUCCACCGUAGUUGGGAGUAUCUCCAGGUAAUAUAUCCUCCACAUUCAAAACUCACAGAUAAAGAGAAAACCAAUAUUUGCUAUUUGUCUUUUCCAGAUUCUAAUUCAGGUUGUCUUGGGGACACACAGUUUUGUUUUAGAUUUCGACGGUCUCCUGGAAGGAAAGUCUCAUUCUGUUGUUUUCUGGACCAAUUGGAUAGAGAUCUACCAGUUUACUUAAAGAAAGAUCCAGCUUAUUACUAUGGCUAUGUUUAUUUCAGACAAGUUCGAGACAAAUCAUUAAAAAGAGGCUAUUUCCAGAAGUCGCUGGUCCUCAUCAGCAAGCUGCCUUACGUCCAUCUCUUCCGCACCAUGCUUAAGCAAAUAGCUCCAGAGUACUUUGAAAAAAGUGAAGCUUUCCUGGAAGCAGUUUGUAGUGAUGUUGAUCGUUGGCCACCACCAAUUCCAGGGAAAAUACUGCAUUUGCCUGUUAUGGGUAUUAUAAUGAAGUUGCGAAUUCCAACAUACCGUGACAAGCCUGGAACAACGCCGGUAGUGCAGAACAUGCACCAGGCAGAUGCUCAGAUCUCCAUGGCUUUACCAACUGUUCAUGAAGUAGAUCUUUUCAGGUGUUUCUGUCCAGUGUUCUUUCACAUCCAGAUGCUUUGGGAACUAGUACUGCUGGGAGAACCACUUGUUGUGAUGGCACCAUCCCCAUCAGAGUCUUCAGAAACCGUGUUGGCACUUGUUAGUUGUAUUUCACCAUUAAAGUACUGCAGUGAUUUCAGGCCGUACUUCACCAUCCAUGACAGUGAAUUCAAAGAAUAUACAACUCGCACACAAGCCCCACCAUCUGUCAUUCUAGGGGUGACAAAUCCUUUUUUUGCUAAAACGCUUCAGCACUGGCCUCACAUUAUCCGAAUUGGAGAUCUUAAACUUCCAGGUGAAGUUCCAAAGCAGGUGAAAGUGAAAAAACUGAAGAACCUAAAAACUUUGGACUCCAAACCUGGUGUUUAUACCUCUUACAAGCCAUACUUGAACAAAGAUGAAGAAAUUGUUAAACAGUUACAAAAGGGAGUACAACAGAAACGUCCUACGGAAGCACAGAGUGUGAUUCUUCGGCGCUAUUUUUUGGAAUUGACAGAAAGUUUCAUUAUUCCAUUAGAACGUUAUGUGGCAAGUCUAAUGCCUUUGCAAAAAUGCAUAUCACCAUGGAAGAGUCCACCACAGCUGAGGCAGUUUAGCCAAGAUGACUUCAUGAAGACACUGGAAAAAGCAGGACCACAGCUCACAUCAGGUUUAAAAGGGGACUGGAUAGGACUUUACAGGCAUUUUUUGAAAUCACCAAACUUCGACGGUUGGUUUAGGAGCCGGCAGAAAGAAAUGACACAGAAGUUGGAGGCCCUUCAUUUAGAAGCCCUCUGUAAUGAGAACUUGGUUUUCUGGAGUCAGAAGCAUACUGAAGUAGAAACGGUGGAUCUUGUCUUAAAGUUAAAGAAUAAACUGUUGCAGGCUGACAGAGAACAUCUUCCUGUGAAAACUGACACACUGAAAAAGCUGCAAACACACAUCAAUGACAUUAUACUGGCACUUCCAGAUGACUUACAGGACAUCUUGCUCAAAACUGGCACAACAUGAUUUCUACUAGACUCUUUUGUGCAGAAAACAGAAGGCAAAUGUAGUUCCACAGAAGACAGUGGCUUACCAAGUUGGGAACACAGCUCUAAAUAGUAUAUUAACACUACAAGUGGACUGUUCUAAUCGUAUAGCCCACUAUACUAUUUUCACUGGUUUUUCCACUUAAAUACCAAUGCAACUAAAAGAAUUCCUGUGUCUAAUAAUGUCUGAAAUAAGUGCUCUUAAAGAAAAAUCUGUGGGCAUAUGAAACCCUACCACAGUCUAGGACCACAGUGCAGUGCUGGCAUUGCAGUAUGUUUUCCAAUUGGUGCUGCUAUACCCAAUCCUGGUAACUCAGGGGUAAGCAAUAUUGAUCCUGUACUGUCCUGUUGAUGUAGUAUCUGAUUACUUUUUUUUUCUUCUUUUAGUUUUCGUCUAGUGAUAAGUCCAACUGACAUGGACUUAUCACCAUGUGUCUUGGUCAAAAUACAUUAUAAUUGAGGUAUUUUACUAGUAAAUCAUUGCUCUCCAAACUGUUUCAGGGACAUGUGAAAUAAUCAGAUCCGUUCUUAACAUUCUUCCUUCCUCCUUCUUAACCAUCUUUCCAAAAACAUUAAUUUAGCAUCUUUCAAGAAGAGAAGGCAGCUGACAUUUCCUGAAGAGAAUUCUCUUCCAUUCACAGUCAUUUAUAGAGUGCUCUUACAUGCCUUAAAUAUAAAGUAAUUGUAAACUAAUUGGUGGUUUUAAACUGCUGACAUCCAGGAUUUAAAGUGGAUCACUAGUGUAAAUGUAAGCAUGCAGUAUUCAUCACAGGAAAUAAACCCAGUGGUGUUCUAGUAUGGAUUGUAAAAUCAGUGAUUUCAGUAGAGGUAGCUGAUACAAAAUCUGUUUCAGUUGGAGAUCACAGCUGUCAGCUCCUGUUAUUCCUUUAUUUUUUUAUUUACUUAGGGUGUUUGAGGAGGUAAUGGGGCUGGAGGGAGGAGGUGCUGGCUUCAGCUGAAAAGAGCCUAUGGAAAGGUCAAACUGUGGCAUGAAAAGUUUGUAGCAUGGAAUUGUCAGUAUAUGCAUAUAGCAGACAUGCAUAAAGGAUAUUGUCCUCUUGAGUAUUAAGCAACAAGAAUGUGAUGUUCCUCUUCUUGAACAAGUUUCAGUAGUAUAUGAGAACUCAGCUGCUCCACAUGCAGUGUUGUACUUUGACCAGUUUCAAGAAGAAUCAAGUUAAUGCUGUGUACACAUAGCAUACGCUUUAUAUGACAAGUGGAUCACAGUUACACAAAAACCAAACAACUCAGCUUUUAAGUGCUUGGAUAGAAUUUUUAAAAGCUUAUGACAUAAUCCUGCUAUAAAAAUAUGCUUUUGUAUGAUAAAUAUUUCAUACCAUCUUUCUAAAAAUAUCUUAUUUAGAUAUAAAGUGUCACAACGGUAUUUUUAUGAAAAUGAUGUAUUUUAAUACUGUUAUGGUUUGUAUACAAUUACUCAUGACCAAAAGUUUAAUGUUUCUAUUAUUUUACUUCAACUACACCACUUCAGCAUUAAUUUCUAACUUGCGGAUUUUUUUUUGCACACCCUGAUAAAUAGCAUUUCUAAUCCAUAAAUCAGCUAAGUGGCCAUUCUUAUACUAAAUUAUCUUAAAUAUUUAACCUGGAGCACUGUGUAGUUUCUUGGAACCAUGUGAACUGGUAACUAUGGUAACUAUCACAUGACUGCAAAUAUGUAUUUUUGUAAAAGAAAAUAAAGGGUUUGAUUUUUAUGUUUUU